AUGGCAGAGAGUGCUGUUACCUUUCUGGUACAUAAACUUUCAGCUUUGCUCCAUGCUGAACAAAAGUUUCUUCAAAAUUUUCAAGAAGAAAUAGUGUAUAUCAGGGAAGCAUUUGAAAAAAUGAAGGCUUUUUCACGAGUAGCCGAUGCAAAAGAAGACGACGUUGAGUUACAAUUAUGGAUCAAGCAAGUACAAGAUCUUACACAUGAUGUCCAAGACAUUCUUGAAAAACAUGUUGUCACAUGCAGCAAUUUUCAAGAAAAGGGAUCAUGGUCAUGGAAGAAACCUCAUCAUUCUUCAAUGUCUGAGAAGUUGUUUGAAGCUCAAAAUGAUAACCUUUCAAUGUUGUUGGAAGGUAUCAAAGCCCGAAUCAUCAUCAUUUCUGAAGGACAUAAAACAUUUCUACAGAAAUAUGGUGUUAUAACAAGUGAUACAUGGUGUAAUAACAGCUAUGAAGAAGUACCUCUUGAUGAUGAUGCAGAUCUAGUAGGCAUUGAAAAUCAUAAAUCAGUGCUUCUUGAUUGGUUAGUUUCUGAUGAUCCAGAAUGGAAAUUGUAUUGUGUAAUUGGAACUAGAGGUAUAGGGAAAACCACCCUGGUCAAGAAAGUCUAUGAUGAUGCUUCAGUGAAGAAGCAUUUCAAUUCUAUAAUGUGGAUUGAGGUUUCAAGGUUUUCUACUGUUAAGGAGCUAUUAAGAAGCAUAAUUACUCCAGAAAAUGACCAAUCUCAUCGAGCAAUUGACGCCAUGGAUGCUAACAUGUUGGCAGCGUUCAUUCAACAAGUCCUUGAGUCAUCAAGGUACUUUGUUGUCCUUGAUGAUGUCCCUGGUGUUGGCACAUGGAGGGCUCUCAAAGGCGCGUUUCCUAUUGGAAACUGUGGCAGCAGGGUCAUCAUCACGUCGUGCUUUGCUGAUAUACAUACCAUCUGUUUAGAACCUGGUGAUCAUAGUCAUUUCUAUAAAAUGAAGCCUUUGUCUGAAGAAGAAUCUUGGAUUCUUUUCUGCAGAAAGGCAUUCUCAGGCAGCCUGCUCUGUCCUCCAUCUUUGGUGCAAGUCUCCAAAGAUAUCAUAGGAAAAUGCAAUGGUUUGCCAAUGGCCAUUUUGGUGAUUGCUGGUGCACUGGCUACUAAAGGGAACAGAACACAGGCGUGGGAGAUGUUUUAUGACAGCCUUGUUGACAAGUUACGAGGUAGUUAUAGCGAAGACGAGAACAUGAAAAGGCUACUCAAUCUAUGUUAUCAAGAUUUGCCUUUCUAUCUCAAGUCUUGUUUCACUUAUCUGAGCAUAAUUCCAAAAUAUUAUGUCAUCGAUAAGAUGAGACUGAUUCGAUUGUUGGCAGCACAAGGAAUUGUCCUUGAAAGACAAGAAAAAGCAAUUGCACAAAUUGCUGAUAAUUAUCUCAAUGAACUUGCAAACAGAAGCUUGAUCCAAGUUGCUGAAAGGUACUCUGAUGGAAGAUUAGACUCCUUCACCAUCCAUAACUCGUGGUAUGAAAUCAUUCUUUCUAAAUCACCAGAAAGGGUCACUGCAACUAUAGCUAAUGGUGAAGAAAUUACAAGAAGGCCUCACAAAAUCAGACAUCUUGUAAUACAUGAUCAGUUGGCUAGUGAUAUACAAGACACUGAUCAGUUUAAGCAUCUUCACUCUCUAAUAACGCUCGGGUCAUCGGCUUCUGUCUCUAAUUCAUUCUUGCUGAAGCUGUUAUCAGACAGUUUUAAGCUACUCAAGGUGUUAGACUUAACAGGAUCCCCGUUAACGAAAAUCCCAGAAGGAGUCUUUGAAUUGUUUCAUCUCAAGUUUCUAAACUUGAGAAGUACUAAGAUAAAACAUCUGCCAGGAUCAAUAGGGAAGCUAGAGAGCCUUGAGUUCUUGGACCUAAGGGACACAUUGGUAGAAAACUUACCUGUUGAGAUACUAAACCUCCAAUACCUUUGCCAUAUCUUCAUUUAUCGACGUGGUGCUGGUUUUUUUCAUGGUUUCAAAGCUCCUAAGAAGAUAGGGACCCUUGUGUCCUUAGAAGUGGUGAAUCUUAUCAAUGCCACUACAAGCACAGUGAUCGAAUUAGGAAAGUUAACAAGACUAAGAAUGUUAGUCAUCGCGAAGCUAAGAAGAAAACAUGGGAGGGAUCUUUGUUCUUCCCUUGACAAGUUGAUAAAUCUUCAGCAACUAACUAUCUCAUCUUAUGGGGUGAGUGACAUUAUUGAUUUGCACUAUCCCCUUUCUUCUGCACACUCAUCCCUUCGAACAUUAACCUUUGAAGGCCGUCUAGAGAGGUUUCCACAAUGGAUAGCCACUCUUCGAGCCUUAACCACUGUUCAUCUAAAAUGGAGCAAGUUAAUGGACAAUGCACUAGACACUCUUCAAGAUUUGCCCAACCUUAUGAACCUCGUGCUAGACCGGGCCUACGAAGGCAAAGAAUUGAGAUUCAGGGCAGGUGGAUUCAAGAAACUGAAGGAACUAUGCAUUUGGAACUCUACAAAACUGAGACAAAUGAAAGUGGAAGAGGGUGCAAUGCCUCGUCUUGAAGAGCUUCAACUGCGCAACUGCAGAUUAAUGGAAGAGUUGCCCUUUGGGAUUGAGCAUUUGAGCAAGCUUCAGUAUCUUUCACUUGAAGAGAUUUCAGAAAAGUUGUUAGUAACAGUGCAGCUUAAGAGCAGUCAAAAUGGGGAUUACUGGAAAAUUGCUCAUGUUCCCAGAGUUCAUGUAGAAGACUACUAG
Messenger RNA from Solanum dulcamara, 2715 nucleotides. RefSeq names its product disease resistance protein RPM1-like. The coding region runs from base 1 to 2715 and encodes 904 amino acids. Gene Ontology annotation, molecular function: protein binding; ADP binding. NCBI's taxonomy places the organism in Eukaryota, Viridiplantae, Streptophyta, Magnoliopsida, Solanales, Solanaceae. The transcript has a single exon. The record is from RefSeq and is a predicted model, not a curated record. Gene Ontology annotation, biological process: defense response to other organism.